Entrophospora candida is the source of this 2448-nucleotide messenger RNA. The record is from the annotation of a GenBank genome assembly. NCBI's taxonomy places the organism in Eukaryota, Fungi, Glomeromycota, Glomeromycetes, Entrophosporales, Entrophosporaceae.
AUGGAUGAAUUAUUGCAGAGCAGGCCGUUAGGCGAUUCUUCGAAUCAUGACCUAAAGGGUCAACGCCAAGCUAAUCAAGAACUUCACGAUGAAAUCGAUCAAUUGACUCAAUCAAACAGAGACUAUGAAUGCCGAACAUACAAUCUUGAACGGGAUAUAGUUUUACGUGAGGAAAGAAUUCGAUAUCUCGAGGAGGAGUUAGCAAAUACAAUCGAACUUUCAAUACAAGAAAGGGAGGAAUUGGAAAAAGAGACAUCAGACCUAAAAAAAAUCGUUUAUCAUCUUAAAAAGGAGAUCGAACAAAAAGAUAAGGAACUUAUUACCAGGGAAAAUCAAUUAGCUGAAUUUGAUGUCAGAGAAAAAAAACUCAAAACCCGAAUUCGAGAAAUAUCAAAAUCUGCAGGUAAUACUCCUAAAGCAUACAACCAAACGGCAAAGUUAAUAGAUGAGAAUGAACGUCUCAAACGUGAAAUCGAUACUUUAAAAUAUAAUCUUAAAGAUCGCGACAAUAAAUUAGCUCAGAAAAAAACUCGUAUUAUAGAUUUACAUUGUCAAAACUUUGCAUUAGCAUUAUUAAGAUACAGAGAUAGAGUAGAACUUAUAAAUACUCAAGAAACUUUACAAAAUGCUCAGAUAUGGAAUAUAGAAAAUGAAUAUGAAAUAGACGAAAAUUCACAGGAUAGUUAUACAUCUGAUCCAGAUAUGACAACAAUAAUUGAGUUGGCUGAUACUAUUGAUAAUUAUUUGGAUACCCCUGGAACAAAUAGAACAAUUUUAUCCAAUCAAAUAAAAAGAGUAACACGACAGAUACGUCGCAAAUACAACAAUCUUCAAACAGAUCUUAUAAAUGAGCAACAACGAAGAUAUAAUGCUGAAGCAGAACGAGACCUACGUCAAACAGCAUUAAGAAAUACAGAAGCUGAUCUUAAUUUAAUGACUAUUGCAUAUAAUGGUGAAGUAAAAGAACGACGUCGCUGGUACUAUUCCUAUAAAGAUAAACAUAGACAUGUUAUAAAUUUACAACGGGAUAAAUUUACUAUACAUUUAUUGUUACAACGAUACAAAAGGCAGUUAAAUGCAUGUCGUACUGAAAAUGGAUUAUUAGAAUAUAACCGCCAAAUGCCUCCUGAUGAUUAUGUAAAUACAUUAGAACAAGCAUGGUCUAUUGCAGUACCUCAGAUGACUGCUCUUGAAACUGCAAAUGCUGGAGAUUUUGAUGAUGCCAUUAAAUGUAAUGUUUUAAAAAGCAAAAUAGGUGGUAACGUUUAUCAACAAUCUUCCUAUAACUCUAAAAUAAUAGAAGCUCCAGUAAUUUCGCAAUCACCUGAUAUACAAAAAAUGAUUAACGAGACAUUAGAAAAACAGAAAUCUUCCUAUAUUGAGGCAUUAGAAAAACAGAAAUCUGAUUCUGAUGCUGUGAUAGAAAAAUUAAGAAAGGAAGUUCAAUCCCAAAAAGCACAGAAAACUCAGGCACCAGUUGAACCAGUUAGACAACCAAGAGGUCCCCCAUCAAAUUUAAAAACGGAAAAAGAUUAUGAAAAUUAUUAUUUAGCGAAAUACUAUAACGAUUUAGGUAUAUAUGAUUUAGAUUCAAAUUAUCCUGAAAAACCUUUUCAAAGAACAAACCAAUCCGCUAGAAUGGAUAGAAUAGAAUCAAAAGUGGACGAAAUUGGACAAAUGACAUCUCAAUUCGGAAAAAUGGUACUUGAAAAUCAAUCCAAAAAACCGAUAGCCAAAUCAAAUCGAACACAACGAUAUUAUCCUUUUCAACCAAUAAAUUAUAACUUUUCAGCUAAUAAUGAAAAUAGUGGAUAUAAUGAAGAAAAUGAUAUAUGUAACUUGGCUAACCCUUCUUCUGAUCUAGUAACUAUCCACCCCGAAACAUAUGAUCAGUUAUUGUCUAAUCUUUCACCAGCAAUGCGAAAAAUGUGUCAGUCUCAAACAGUUCAGAAAAAAGAAUCAAAAUCAGAUGAGUGGUUUUCAUCUCUACAAUACCUGAAUGCUAGUAUAAACGAUUUAACUAUUUCUGAAUCAUUUUUAGAUAAUGGAAGUGAAUUUGGAGCCUUGAAUGAUGCAACAAUUAAUGCCCUCGGAUGGAAAGCUGACAAGCCAUCUGACUUCGAUAUAAAAGGUAACUCUAAACAUAUCACCGAAUCGUUGGGAUGGUUUAUGGAUGUGCCAGUCAGUAUAAAGGAUAAGGAUGGUAAAACUGUUACAGCUACUGGAAAUUUUACACGUAUUGAUAAUGGUGAACCCGAACCAAUGUUAUGUUUAGGUAUGACAUGGAUUCGAAAAGUUCAAGGUAUUCUUGACCCAAAUAAAAACCAAUUCCGAAUGAAAUUACAUGGUAAGACUUAUAUUAUUCCGACAUUCAGCAAGACCCCAUCUAGCUUGACUAAUGAGGAAGACUUAAAAAAAAAUGUGAUGAAUUUGAAAAGCAACUCAUAA